Messenger RNA from Schistosoma bovis, 1106 nucleotides. Lineage: Eukaryota; Metazoa; Platyhelminthes; Trematoda; Strigeidida; Schistosomatidae. The record is from the annotation of a GenBank genome assembly.
UCGGGCGUUUCGGUUUUUUCCGGAUUGUGCGCUACAUUUUCUCUUUCAGACUGCCCGUUUGGAUUGCGUUGAGUUUGAACUUAGUUGGCUGACUGGAUUGUGCUGAAAACCAUAAACAUCUAUCUCAACAUUGAGAAGCAAAUGCAAAGGAAAUAAUCGGUUCAUAUUAGCCCCACAUAGAGUGUAUAUUGUAAUACACUCUUGUAAUUCGUUCCUGUUUGUCUGUCAAGCCUACAUGCUUCAACCAAAAGCAUUUGGUUUUGUGUAGUUCACAUCAGUAUUGUAUAAAAAUCCACGGUUGUCGUCCUGCUCAACUUUUCGCUACAGAAGGUCUCAUUAUUGUUUCCGUUGUUCACUAAUAAUUGUUAACACACUCAUGGUCGAUCGUAACCGUUUCGAAAUUUUGGAAGAAAACAUCGAAAGUAUUAUUGAUCAUUGUAGGGAGGCUGGAAUUGUUGUUUGUGACUAUCAACCAAGUGUGUCGUUUCAGAAAAAGAUCAAUGAUCUAGUGUAUAAAUUACAGGAUGUGGAUCGUAUGCAAGUUGAAAUGCAAGAUGUACAUGUUCCUAUUGAAUUAUUUUCCAAAAUCGAUGCUGGUCAAAACCCUCAGUUGUACACUCGUGAGUGCAUGGAACAAGCACUAGCCAAGAAUGAGGCAGUCCGUGGAAAAUUAGACAGCCUUCGUCGUUUCCGAAUGUUACUUAUGUCCGAAUUGUCUCGUCAAUUUCCAAAUGAAAUGGCUAAAUAUCGAGCUGUACGUGGUGAUCCUGAAGCUCCGACACUUGGUCCUGCAAUGUCCAGUAACUCUCAAUCAAAUGGAUCUGGUACUGAGACUGGUCCAGAAUCCGUUUCACUUAGAUAGAUACUUUCAAAAUUCGAUUACAAGGCAUAAUGGAACCAUCUAUCCGAAUAUUUCAAAAACAUCACCUCAGUUGAUAAAAAAUCUUCCUUCAGAGUUACUUUUCAUCUUCAAAUAGCAUUCUACCUCUUUUUUCCCAGACAAUUUAUUGAAUGAUUCGUAUCUGGAUUUCCGAAUAUGUUAAUAAUUCAAUUUACUGUCAUAAAUGUAACUGAAGAGAACACAAUAAAUUGAUAAUAUUGUCUGC